Messenger RNA from Funneliformis geosporum, 249 nucleotides. NCBI's taxonomy places the organism in Eukaryota, Fungi, Glomeromycota, Glomeromycetes, Glomerales, Glomeraceae. The record is from the annotation of a GenBank genome assembly.
AUGGCUAAUGAAACGAAAUUGCCACCAUUCCCUGGUGGGAUAAUUAUUCGUGUUAAUCCAAAAGUAUUGGAUUCAUUUUUUGCACAUAAAACUGAUAUUGUAAAACAUAAGUUUCGUAGAAAAAAUACUGAUUUAGCUGUUAUUUCAGGCGGAUUAACCUCUCAUUUGCAACCACUAGAUGCAUCACUAAAUAAGCCUUUUAAAGCUAAGGUAAUUUCAUUUUUAAUGGUACUAGUAUUAUCUAAAUGA